Molecule: messenger RNA, 543 nt
Organism: Nymphaea colorata (pocket water lily)
Lineage: Eukaryota; Viridiplantae; Streptophyta; Magnoliopsida; Nymphaeales; Nymphaeaceae
Product: RING-H2 finger protein ATL43-like
Exons: 1
Coding region: 1-543 (180 amino acids)
Source: RefSeq, a predicted model, not a curated record
AUGAAACUCCUUUUAUUUCUCUGCUUGGUCUUGCCCAUCUCCCUUGCUGAGAAGCUCCAUAAAGAGGAAAGGGCAAACCAAUUUGAUACUGCUGUACCUGUCUAUCUUGCCUCCUUCUCGAUCGUUGUCGUCGUGUUCUCCAUGAUUACUGUCUUAUGUGCACAAUGGAGGACUGGCAGCUGCGGACCCGAUAGCGAAGAUGGUGACGUCCGUGUCCAUGGCGGCAGCUUAUAUGUCCACUUGAGAACUUUUCCAGUUGCAGAAGAAAUCAUCAAUUCGCUGCCUGUGCUCCGAUUCUCAUCUCUUAGCUGCUCGAGUGAAGGCCUCGAGAAAUGUCCCAUCUGCCUUGCCAAGUUUGAAGAAGCUGAUGCACUUCGUUUGCUGCCCAAGUGCAGCCACUCGUUUCACAUGAAGUGCAUAGACGGAUGGCUUCAGACCAACUCGACCUGCCCCGUUUGCCGGCAAAUGGUGGAGGCCCGAGACCUUUUGCAACCUCUGCAUGGCUCACCGGAUUCAGGCUGCUUGGAGAAAACAGCCGAGUGA